This is a messenger RNA of Orcinus orca (killer whale), 3385 nucleotides long. It is a transcript of the gene RIT1, whose product is annotated as Ras like without CAAX 1. Gene Ontology annotation, cellular component: plasma membrane. The coding region runs from base 266 to 922 and encodes 218 amino acids. The record is from RefSeq and is a predicted model, not a curated record. The transcript has 6 exons. NCBI's taxonomy places the organism in Eukaryota, Metazoa, Chordata, Mammalia, Artiodactyla, Delphinidae. Gene Ontology annotation, biological process: Ras protein signal transduction. Gene Ontology annotation, molecular function: calmodulin binding; GDP binding; GTP binding.
GGAACCUCCGGGUACCGCUGGUGUGAGAGGACCCCUGCGGCCUAAGGGGCGGUGUUCCUUUGGUCCCCAAACCUCAUCUUUCUCACUGGGCUCCUUCAUGCUGUGCCGGUGCUCCAGUUUGAAAAGAAAUUCAAAAUUUCUUUGUCUCUUUAUUCUUUCUGGAAAGUGUAAUAAUUCGGAAAACCUGUGAUGUUUCAUAGGAGUGAGCUGUCCCGGAGGGAAGGUGCCUUUUCCUCGGGGCAGCCCAGGAUUCUCCAAGAGGACAAUGGAUUCUGGAACUCGCCCAGUUGGUAGCUGUAGCAGCCCUGCAGGGCUGUCACGGGAAUACAAACUAGUGAUGCUGGGUGCUGGCGGUGUAGGGAAAAGCGCCAUGACCAUGCAGUUCAUCAGCCACCGGUUUCCAGAAGAUCAUGAUCCCACCAUUGAAGAUGCUUAUAAAAUCCGGAUCCGUAUUGAUGAUGAGCCUGCCAAUCUGGACAUUUUGGAUACGGCUGGACAGGCAGAGUUUACAGCCAUGCGGGAUCAGUAUAUGAGGGCAGGAGAAGGGUUUAUCAUCUGUUACUCUAUCACCGAUCGUCGAAGUUUCCAUGAAGUUCGGGAGUUUAAACAGCUUAUUUAUCGAGUUCGACGUACUGAUGAUACCCCUGUGGUUCUUGUGGGAAACAAGUCUGACCUAAAGCAGCUAAGACAGGUCACCAAGGAAGAAGGAUUGGCUUUGGCCCGAGAAUUCAGCUGCCCCUUUUUUGAGACAUCUGCCGCAUACCGCUACUACAUUGAUGAUGUUUUCCAUGCCCUUGUACGGGAGAUACGUAGGAAAGAAAAGGAGGCAGUGCUGGCCAUGGAGAAAAAAUCUAAACCCAAAAACAGUGUAUGGAAGAGGCUAAAAUCACCGUUCCGGAAGAAGAAAGAUUCAGUAACUUGAAGGGAAGAUGUGAAAUGUUUAUCUGUGAACUGCAGUCCUUAAUCAGAGCAGUCCAGUAACCUGCAUUAGUGAGCAUGGUGCUUGUUCUUUCUCCUGUUAUGACUGUUAUUUUAAAAAUAACUGAUGAAGGGGACAUGCCCACUAGGAGUUUUCAAUGAUGUGGUAUUUAAAAUAUUGUUUCUUAGCUAAUUCUGAUUUUAUUAACCCAGUGGAGCACUGUCUACUUUUAAAUUGUCACAUUAGAAUUCGAUUUACCAAUGUUUUGGGUUCUGUUGCUGAUAUUAAUUAAUGUAAAUUUUUUAUACCCCGGGGAAUACGAAUACCAUACGUGUUUGCCCAAGCUCACAAGAGGAAUUUUUUGCCAUGCACCAUUCUGCAUUCUCUUUCAACUGCAAUUUCCUGGGAACUGUCCCAGGUAAGGACUUCAGUCUUUUCUGUUCAUGCUGUGCUUCCUGGAGACAGAACAAAAAUCAUGGGGAAAUCAGUUCUAAAGAGAUUGGUGCUAAAGUUCAGCAAAUAGCUGUGGGACUGACUCCUGUUGCAGAUUAUGGAGUGAUGAUAUUGGGGAAAUCAGGCUGUAUGUUUUUGCAAGAGCUUGGCUAGAAAAAGUUAGGAUCAGAACAGUGCUCCUCAGAGGAGCCUGUCUUUUCUAACAAGUACACAUUUGACCCAAAUGCACUGGGAUGGAUGAGAGCAAAGAGAAACAUAUAAGAUGUAAUGAAGCUUUCUCCUACAAGGUUAUUUUACUCUUCCUUUCAGGGUUUUGCCCUUCUUUACCUUCACAGGUAAACAUUUUGGGAACCAUUACUGGGUUACUAAACUGUUGUUUAAUCUAAAUCCUUGGUUGGGACAGCCAUUGCCUUGUACAGGUUUAUUUUUUUCCCCAGAGAUGCACACACAAAUACAUUUACAUUAAUUGCUUCCUAGUGCUUUCCCUUAGCUUCCCUGUGCUCUCUAGAAGAGCUAGGCCUGGCAGAAUGUUUUUUAGGCCCUUCGUCAGACUGACUGCAUUUUCCAUACUGAAAAGACAUCAGGAGUUAGUAAAAUUGUAUAUGUGCCUCCUUGACAUAGACAAUCACUAGACUCAGUGUUCUAAGAAAGCCUGUGGCAUUUCUGUGUAAUGAGCCAGUCUGAAGCUUUAAAAUUCCCAUAUGUUGAGUUUCUCAUUGAAGAUUUCUUUACAAGGACCUUGCUAAGUUCACCUCAGGGUUUUGCCUGAGCCUUGACAAAGCUUAGCCUAAGACAGUACCACUUUGAUAACUGCAUAGGUGAGAAACUAUCCUGUCUUCUUGGGAAGAAUCAGCUUUAAAUAUUGGUGGUGAGGUCUUUCUUUUAGAAUCAGGAUUAUUUUGAUACCUGAACUUGUUAUGUGUGGAGAUUAAGCACAAAAGUGCUAAGAGUAAUGUAGCAUAUGUUGAACAUUAAAUGUCACUGAAGCAGUGUUUGUGACCACUUUAAGAACAUGACUGUGUAGCAUCUCUUAAAAAGUGCACAGCUCAAUUCACUGUUUUCCGUUUUUAUUACAGUCAGGACAGGGUUGUUGUAUUUUUUCUUCCAAUCAAUGGUAUGUGUUCUAGGUUUAAAGGAAAGUGAUGGUUGUAACUUCUUUAGCUGAGUAGUGAUCCCUUUUGAAACUCCUGAAAUGUUUUUGCUACCAAAUAAAUCAUGGUUUAUGGUACUCAAGCCAUCCAAAACUGAAAGAUGCAGAAUUUGAAUCUAUGCAGGACAAAAAUCUUACAGGAACCGUAGCACUUUGGAAGUGUGAAGUUAGAAAAGAAGUACAGUGCAAUUCUAUUUUAACAGUAUUUCACCACAUUUAAACUAGCUUAGAGCCUGUUAGGUUUAAUGCCUUAGCUUCUCAUUACUAAUAACCUAGGGAAUUGUUAUUAGCAUCAAGCAAGAUGUUGACAGCUAUGUAAUUAUAUCUAUAAGACAGGAGGGAGUUUGUAAUGUAUAUAAGAAAAAUAACAAAUGGGUGUUUUUAAGACUAUCACUAUCAUAUAUUUGAUCAUUGGAUUACUUAGCCCAUCAGGUAGUAUUGAGAAUUCUAUUCAUGGUGCUAAAUAGUUUGAGGGGUAUAAUAUGUGUAAGUCAUAGCUCUAUUCUUAGUGAUUGUAUAGUGUAAAUAAUUUAUAAGCUCUAAAUAGUCAGCUUUAUCUAAUUUGAGGGCAUUAAAAUCAAUUAACUGCCUGGAACUUUGAGGAGAGAAAAAUUCAGGGACAAGUUGAAAAGCACUGGAACUGUUCAUGUCCAUACCAGAUUGGCAAGUUACAAAAUUUGGAAGCUGGUGUCUAGAAUUAACUGUUUAGAAUUCCAAAAGAGAUACAUGUUUUAACUUUGUGAUAUAUUAGCAAGAACUGGUCUACUGUAAUGUAUGGGGAGGAGAGGGGAGAGAAAAGUUUUUCACUUAUGCACUUGUAUAUGAUGACAGUUUGUAUGACACAAUACAAAACUUUUAAACAA